GAAGACGUGGGCAUCAUGAAGGACAUGGGCCUCGAUGCUUACAGAUUUUCAAUAUCGUGGUCCAGAAUCUUACCAAGAGGAAAGCUAAGUGGAGGAGUGAACAGAGAAGGAAUCCAAUACUACAACCUCCUCAUCAACGAGCUUCUAUCUAACGGUAUUAGGCCGUUCGUAACAUUAUUCCACUGGGAUCUCCCUCAGGCUCUCGAAGACGAGUACGGAGGGUUCCUGAGUCCUCUCAUCGUAGAUGACUUCCAGGACUACGCCGAGGUAUGCUUCCAGGAGUUCGGGGACCGGGUGAAGCACUGGAUAACUCUGAAUGAGCCUUGGAGCUACACAAUGGGAGGCUACGGGAUCGGGCUCUUUGCGCCAGGAAGGUGCUCCCCCUGGCAGCAGCUGAACUGCACCGAUGGGGAUUCCGCCACCGAGCCCUACCGCGUGUCCCAUCACCAGCUCCUUGCUCACGCAGCAGCCGUAAGGCUAUACCAGCAGAAGUAUCAGGCAUCACGAAAGGGGGUGAUAGGGAUAACUCUGGUGUCACAAUGGAUGGUGCCAUUCUCAGGUGCCAAGCACCAUCAAAAUGCUGCAACCAGAGCCCUUGAUUUCAUGCUGGGAUGGUUUCUGGAUCCAUUGACGAGUGGUCAAUAUCCGCGUACCAUGAGCUCUCUCGUCGGAGCUCGGCUUCCCAAGUUCUCACAGGAGCAGUCGUCUUUAGUAAAGGGAUCGUUCGAUUUCAUCGGAUUGAACUAUUACACAGCCAACUACGCGGCCUACAUCCCUCACUUCAACACUUCGAACGCAAGCUGCUUAACCGAUAGUCGUGUCAACCUCACCACCAAUCGUGAUGGCAUUCCAAUCGGUCCAAAGGCAGCUUCAGAUUGGCUAUAUGUUUAUCCUAGAGGAAUACGAGAUCUCUUGCUCCAUGUAAAAUCAAAAUAUCAAAACCCACAAAUUUAUAUCACAGAAAACGGAAUUGACGAGCUUAAUAACUCCACAUUGCCACUUGAGCAACAGUUAGCGGACAACAUGAGGAUAGAUUUCUAUUAUCGUCACCUUUCGUUCCUCCGAAGAGCAAUCAUGGAUGGUGUGAACGUGAAGGGAUACUUCGCUUGGUCCUUAUUAGACAACUUCGAAUGGAGCUCCGGUUAUACUGUUCGGUUCGGUAUCAACUACAUAGAUUAUAAGGAUGGACUAAAGAGACAUCCCAAGCUAUCCUCGACCUGGUUCAAGAGCUUUCUUAGAAAGUCUUGAAAUAUCCCGGGGCCAUAUAUUGUUCAUGUAACUUAUUUGUAAGGCGCAGUUGAUUUGCCAUGCAAUUGAUAAUCGGAAACUACUUGCAAUACGUUUAGAUUCAUUGAGAGAAUGUUGAUGGGCAGCAAAUAUAAAAAAGAAAAAGGAAAAAAAGAAAUGGAAUUUGUGUGUUAGUUAUAAUCGAGAAUAAGGUU
Punica granatum (pomegranate) is the source of this 1442-nucleotide messenger RNA. Lineage: Eukaryota; Viridiplantae; Streptophyta; Magnoliopsida; Myrtales; Lythraceae. The record is from RefSeq and is a predicted model, not a curated record.